Verticillium dahliae VdLs.17 is the source of this 2838-nucleotide messenger RNA. RefSeq lists its product as uncharacterized. The coding region runs from base 1 to 2838 and encodes 945 amino acids. The transcript has 2 exons. NCBI's taxonomy places the organism in Eukaryota, Fungi, Ascomycota, Sordariomycetes, Glomerellales, Plectosphaerellaceae. Gene Ontology annotation, molecular function: protein binding. The record is from RefSeq and is a predicted model, not a curated record.
AUGGAAAGAAUCACCGAGCUUGGCCUGCAAAAGAUGGACGAGCAAAAGAUCAGACUCCAUGUUGGCAAACUAAAUCUCGAUGUUGGUAAUCAAGUCAAGAAAGGCGCAAAAUUCGUGGCCUGGGCGCAAGACUGGGUUGGCAAAGCUACGGCCCUGUCCCGCGAAGCAUCCGCUGUAUGGUCGGUCGUGUUACUGGUGCUGCCCUUGUUGACGAAUCCAGUCUCUGCGAACGAGGCUAGAGAGAACGGUUACGAAGAGAUCACGUCGCUUUUGAAAUAUUACGUUGCUCAAGAGUCCAUGCUUCUCGGUACCGAGAAGGAUGGCAGCAAUGGUGUUGUAGCCGAUGAGGGGGCUAACAAAGGGAUAGCAUCCGAGUUGUCAGCACAGAGAGCCGAACUUCGAGGGCGCAUCAUCAAAUUGUACAAAGCGAUCCUGGACUUUCAGAUUCAGAGCGUCCUCCGAUUUUACCGGAAACGCUUCAUUGGCUUCGCCAACGACGCCCUUCGUCUGGAUGAUUGGGAAUCCUUGGUCCAAACGGUGAAAGACCAGGACGCCAGCAUUAAAGAGUUGAGCCAGCAGAUUUACUCAGCCCGGAUCAUCGAGCCUCUACUUGAGCUAAGAUUCCAAGCCAUUGAAAUACAAAAGCAGUGGCAAAGCCACCUCUUGGGCCUGGUGGAGCUUGCCAGAGAGAAUCUUGAUGUCAACAGGGCGAUACUUGGAACCAACACGGAGCAGAGCGAAACGGCAAAAGAACAGCUUGCAACCAUAUUACGACUGGAAAACUCUUUCAAAGAGUUCCACGACAUGGUCGCCAAAAAGUGGGCUGACAGGCCUGACGAGAAGACAAACUUCAUCCGACUACUAGCUAAGCAGGUUCUGCCAGCCUCGGGGGCUCAGAGAACCAAAGAUCGUAUUGCACCUUUGCAUACUAUUGCACAGGCUUUAUGUAGCGUCCUUCACCAGCUUUUUACCACUUACGACAUUUCGACUCAUCACGCACUCGUGGAAUACACGAGCCUGGGAGACGUGAUUGUUCUCGAUACAAACACGCUUUGGAAGAUCCUCGAGGCCGCUGCAAGUGACCUAGCCUCAGGUCGCAUCGUAGUAGUCUUUGAUGCUCUGGAUCAAUGCAAAGACCCCGAAAUCGGCAGGUUCAUCCAGGAACAUCGCAGGCCAAAGUCAACGCUACAGCUUACUGUAACAACACGGCCGCUCGAGUACAUCACCACUCAUUGUAUUGAUGCCUUCGAAAAUGAUGUAUUCUAUACGAAUGGAGAAAAUGAACAGGCCAUGGCGCGCAUUGCACAGGAAGUUGAAUGCAUUAUCGACAGUCGACUUGCCGGGCUGCCCAAGCUUCGCUGGAUAGAUACCAUGAAGGCGCGCCUCAAAGAACGGAUGCUGCAGGUCAACAAUCCUACAUAUCUCUGGAUACGUCUAGUCUUCGACUCCCUUGAGCCCAAGAAAGGACGCUCAUUCUUGCCUACAAAUCGAAGCAUCGACAAAUUACUUUCCGAGCUCCCCCAAGAUUUCAACGAAGCGUACGAUCGCAUCUUGAGUACAACGGCAGAUCCUGAUUUGCUGAGGUUGGCAAUGAGUCUUAUAAUCGCAUCAGAACGCCCAUUAUCGCUUCAGGAGAUUGACGCGGCUAUGCAGAUCACAGCAGAUUCAACUUCCCUUCAAGAAACGAAGGAAUGUCUUUCUGAUUCCGACCAAUUCGAGGACGCUUUGAAGCAAUAUUGCGGCCUGUUCAUUGUAAUCCAAGCAGGGCAUGUCUAUCUGUUACACGAGACAGGCCGUGAGUUUUUCACCCGCCCGCCCGCCAUACAGUCUGCCCAGUCUGCUGGCUCUUUCACAUGGCAAGGCUCCAUUAGCCUUCAACAGGCACACACUACGAUUGCGCACAUAUGCAUGUGGGCCCUAAGUCUUGAAGACCUGGUCGGUGAGGACGGGCUGUCAGUAUUCCUUGAUACUGAUGGGUCUCCAAGCACAAAGUUGCUCGACCGCAAUAGUUGGUCGAUUGUGCAGCCUCACACUGACUACCCCUUCAUCAUGUACGCUUGCCUGAACUGGGGCAUACAUGUACGAAAAGCUGGCAUAUUGGAUCAUGAAAUGACCAGCUUGUAUGAGCGCUUGUGUGACCCUGCAGAGUCUAUGACUGUGGGAUGGCUGCGGCUCUACUUGACCUAUCACUUCAUCCCUUUCAGCCCAAAAAACUUUGACAGUCUCGACGUGCAAGUUCUGCUGGAUCAUCGGAGCCAAGUCGCCGCCAAAAUCAAGGCCGAUGAUACGCUCUUGUUACCUCAUACUCUAAGCCCCGUUAUCGAGGAAUCCAACUUUUCAGUCCCAUACUUAUACCUUGCAUGUUUUGAGGGACACGAUGUUCUCGCUGAGGAUUUACUUAACGCGAAUGCCGAUCCAAACGAAACCUUCGGCCCUUAUUCUCCUCUCGUCUGCCUCAUAGAAGACUGCAAACCAGCCAUGCUUCGCUUGGUCCCGUCUUUUCUGGCAAAGGGAGUCAAGACUACGCCUUCAGAGUUCAACGGGUUCCCGGAGCGUACGCCUCUGUUUAUGGCAGCGAAGAGGGGGCUUGCCAGCAUUGCAAACAUGAUAAUGAUGCAUGAGAAAGCUCAGGGCUCGCCGAGUACAGCAUCGCUUGCGAUAUUUGGUGAGACUCCCUUGCAUGUGUCAUGGGAUUUGGAAACUACCAAGAUACUGCUGGAACAUGGCGCCGAUCCAACUGCUAGCAAUGAAGCCGGGCGUUUGCCAUGGGAGACCUACAGCAAGGAGCCUGAGGUCGUCAAGCUUCUGUUGACGGCAGCCGAAGAAGCCACGAUGUGA